Molecule: messenger RNA, 1583 nt
Organism: Penaeus indicus
Lineage: Eukaryota; Metazoa; Arthropoda; Malacostraca; Decapoda; Penaeidae
Product: venom protease-like
Exons: 9
Biological process (GO): proteolysis
Molecular function (GO): serine-type endopeptidase activity
Source: RefSeq, a predicted model, not a curated record
UCCUCCUCCUCCUCCUCCUCCUCCUCCUCCUCCUCCUCCUCCUCCUCCUCCUCCUCCUCCUCCUCCUCCUCCUCCUCCUCCUCCUCCUCCUCCUCCUCCUCCUCCUCCUCCCCAAGAUGCGGAGACCCCACCCCCGUCCAAAUUUUCCCCCUCCUGGUCUCCGUGGGUCCUCCCUUCCCCCCCUUGCCCGCCACAACGCAACCUCCCGUCGACCACUCUCUGACCCGCCUUCUGGAGGACCUACAACGCCAGGGCUUCACCAUCACUGAAGUCGAGAGAGACGGAGACAGGGUCGUGAGCUUCGCGUGGUCGAACGGGACUCACUCUGGCUUCGAAUUCCCGAGGAUUGUCGCCUCUGCUAUCGGGGGCAGGACGGCUAGAUUCGUCCUUGCGAAGUAUAUGGCCUUGCUGGGUGACAGAGAUCCGAGCGGUUUCAUUGACUGGUUCUGCGACGGAGUUCUCAUCAAUGAACAGUGGGUGUUGUCAGCCGCCCAUUGCUUUCUGCAGCGGAAGCUGACGGUGGUCCGCUUGGGAGAACACGACUACAGCGACGACGAGGAGGGAGCCAGACACCAAGACUUCGGUGUCUCGCAAGUUAUCACUUAUCCUGACUACAAAUUCCCUCAGGCUUAUCACGACCUGGCGUUGGUUAAGCUCGAACGCAGGACUAGUUUUACGGAUAACAUCAAUCCAGUCUGUCUUCCUUGGGGCAGAGAGUCGGAGAAAAACCUUGUGAACCAGAUCAUAAUACUCACAGGCUGGGGCGCCACUGAGCACGGUGGAGCUGGUAGUCCCAUCCUACAAGAAGUGAACCUGACUGUCUUCCACCACUCCCGCUGUGACGAGAGCUACUCCACCCUUCCCCAGUACUCCAGGGACUGGCCCAACGGCAUAGGAACAGAGAGCCUCUGCGCCGGAGACCCCAAAGGAGGCAAAGACGCGUGUCAAGGAGACUCUGGAGGCCCCGUGGUUUACCAGGACGAGAGCAAUCGCUACGUCUUAGCUGGUGUCGUGUCCAGAGGUUAUGGAUGCGGUCUACAAGAGUUCCCGGGUUUGUACGUCGACAUCCGCCUCGGCACCUACCUCUCCUGGAUCAAGAAUUUGGCCUUUUCGUAGGGAAUGGGGGAGGCGUGAGGGAAGAAAUGUGGGGUUGGUUGUUCGUACGGAGUGGAGAGUCAAUAGUAAAUAGGGUAAUUUAUGGUUUCUUGUAGAGAGUGAAAGGAGAAAAGGAGAAAAAGGAUAAUUUGAGAGAGAAUAGAUAGAAACGAUAUAUUUAUUAAAGUAAUGGUUUUACAUAGGGGUGAAAUGAGACGAUAUUAAAUGCGUUAUGGUUUCUCACACAGAGAGUAGAAACAAUAAUAAUAAUGUCGAUGGUUUCUCACAAGGAGUUGAAAGAGAGAAUGAUAGAAAAAUGAGAUUUUUUUUCAGUUUAAGAAAUAAGAAAUGAAACGAUAAGAAACUGAAACUCGAUAUUAACGGAAAUUUUUAAAAUAAAAAAAUGGUUAAGGUUUAUGUAGAAGGAGUUAUUUACUUGUAAUUUAUCCGGUUGUAUUCUGUUUUGUUUGAUGUUUCGUAAUAAAGAG